AUUAAGAUGAGUUCAUCUCAAAAUUUUCGUUUUCUACCAUUUGAAGCUGAUGAUCCGAUAUAAUUGACUUUUAACUCAAGGAAAGCUAGAUAUUAGAACAUGACUGAGCCUGUUAAGAGUGAAUCAGGUUUUCCUAGAAUGGAAUCCAAAAGAAUCGAAUCUUUAGUGCUCGAUGCUACACCAUUAAUUACUCAAUCAGCAUCUUCUUUGCAACAAUAUGCUAAUAAUUUUUAUACUACACCGGGGGUACAUUCAGAGCUUAAAGAUGAACAUGCUAGAUCCCAGCUUCUUUUAUGGGCCGAAAAUUUGAAGGUUAGACAUCCAAAGCAGGUAUACAUUGAUAAGGUUAGUCUGUUUGCUAAAUUGACUGGGGAUUAUUCAGUUUUAUCAUUGAAUGAUAUUCAUAUUAUUGCAUUAGCUUAUGAAUUAGAAGCCGAAUUGAACAACGGUACCGAAAGAUUGAGAAGCUAUCCUGGUGAGGUGAAAGAGCAUGAAAGAGAAGAACUUGAAAGAAGAGAAUCCGAGAGAAAGCUGAAACAAGCUGAAAGAGCAAAGCAACAAGCGAAUAAGAUUGAAGAAUCUGAAAGGCCGGAACCACAAGAAGAAACACCACAAACCCUUGAAGUAGACGAUGGGUUUCAAGUUGUUCAACGCCCUAAAAAGAGAAAUAACAAAAAGAAGUUUAAUAAACAAGAACCAAAAGAAGAAGUGAAGAAAGAGGUGCAAGAAGAAUCAAAGCAAGAAUCAAAGCAAGAAUCAAAGCAAGAAACGAAAGAAGAAUCCACGUUAAGCGCAGAAUAUAACGAAGACGACGACGAUGGAGAUUGGAUUACACCAGAGAACUUACAAGAAGAAAUGUUGAAAGAUGCCAAUGAACAAAUACAAGAAACAAAUACGUCUGAAGUUAACACACCCGCCGUGAAAGUAGCAUUAUCAACCGGAGAUUUUGCCUGUCAAAACGUAGCCAUGCAAAUCGGUAUCAAUUUAAUGAACACCUUAACUGGUAAACAAAUCAAAAGGGUUCGUAAUUAUAUGUUACGAUGCCAUGCAUGUUUCCGUUUAACACCAUUACCAAAAAAUGGUGUUCCAAAACAUUUUUGCCCUAAAUGUGGUGGUAAUACUUUACUUAGAUGUGCAGUUUCAAUCGAUAAAGAUACUGGUAAAGUAACUCCUCAUUUAAAGAAAAAUUUUAUGUGGAUUAAUAGAGGUUCUAAAUUCACUUUACCUUCUCCCCAAUCUAAAAAUCAACAAAAACUACAAGGUAAUGCUGGACAUCAGCAUAAUAAACAAAAUAGAGCCAAAGCAUUACAAGAUCCCUUGAUUCUUAGAGAAGAUCAAAAGGAAUACGGUCAGGCCAUUAAAAAUGAACAGUGGCAAAGAAAAUAUAAUGAAAAAAUGCUUCAAGAAUGGAUUGGUGGUGGUAGUGCUGAUAAUUACAUGAGUCCUUUUGGUACUUCCCAAAGCAAUAGACAUUCCAACGUUAAAGUUGGAAGAGGUAGGCAUGCUAAUGCCUCCAGAAAAAGAAAGUGAUCAUUCUCCUUCUCAAUGUAUACUAGUUUUUUACAUAAACAUACCAAUACAUAUCGUAUAAUCUCUGA
Messenger RNA from Hyphopichia burtonii NRRL Y-1933, 1598 nucleotides. RefSeq names its product rRNA-binding endoribonuclease (gene HBR3). Gene Ontology annotation, cellular component: preribosome, small subunit precursor. Gene Ontology annotation, molecular function: RNA endonuclease activity. Gene Ontology annotation, biological process: ribosomal small subunit biogenesis; maturation of SSU-rRNA. Lineage: Eukaryota; Fungi; Ascomycota; Pichiomycetes; Serinales; Debaryomycetaceae. The record is from RefSeq and is a predicted model, not a curated record. The transcript has a single exon. Bases 100 to 1530 code for a protein of 476 amino acids.